AUGUCAUCCUCAUUUCCCCUCCUCCGUCUUCCUCGAUUGGUCCUGUUCGAGGUAUUCAAGUCAUUGAGUAUCGGUGAGAAAAUCAAGCUCUCCUUCUGCUCCAAGAAAAUCUCCACUCAAAUCUAUAACUGUCGUUUGUACUCUCAAAAAGUCAUAGUCGAUCUGGACAUCUUUCACCAAAAAAUUGAAGUGUCCUCUGAGAACAACAAAGAGCCAUUUGAAAUCUCCAUUCGGCAAGAUCCCAGAAAAACUAUCAAUUCAAAAACUCAACAUAUUUUUAUCGCAUGUUAUACUAACGGAAUCACAAUAUUCUGGGAGAAUCAUCGAGAUGGAUAUCUAUCUGUUAUUCGACAUAUAUCGAAGAUGUUUCAAUGCAAGUUUUCAAUUAGUAAUAAUAUUCAUAGUGAUCUAUAUCAACCAGUAGUUUCUGAGUUGUAUGAUCUACAACAGGAAUUCAAGAAGUUCACUAUUGAUCUUAAUAUAUCCAGUAAAUUUGGACUGGUUGAAGAUCUCAUAAUCUCAUCUAUUCGAAAUCCUGGUUUCAAACCAGUUUUCACUUCAUGGCCACAAAAUAUUAAUAUUAUGGGCUCCGAUUGGUUCACUUUAAAAUCUAUUUUAGCGUGCACUUGCAUUACAAUUACACUCGAGAAUUCUUCUCUGGAAAUCAAGGAUAUGAAUGAGAUACUCAAAAACUGGAAAGCUGGAGGAUUUCCAAAUCUAAAGCGUCUGGCGAUUAAUAGCCUGAGGUUCAAGAAUAAUGGAGAACAGAUUCUGGGAAUUAAUUGGAUGGAAUUAAACCGGAAGGUUAUACAAUCUGAUGAUGGAUCAAAGAAGGCAACGAUUAACACUUAUCGCGGUCAUAUUGAAAUGUCUGUAACUCCAUUUUAA
Molecule: messenger RNA, 888 nt
Organism: Caenorhabditis remanei
Lineage: Eukaryota; Metazoa; Nematoda; Chromadorea; Rhabditida; Rhabditidae
Exons: 3
Coding region: 1-888 (295 amino acids)
Biological process (GO): embryo development
Molecular function (GO): protein binding
Source: RefSeq, a predicted model, not a curated record